AUGGAAGCAAUGGCAAAAUUAAUUGGUUAUAACCAUAUUUUUUCAAGUGUUUACCAUCCACAGACUAAUGGAAUGGUUGAACGUUUCAAUGCAACAUUUGUUCCCCAAAUUGCAAAACUUCAAGAUCGUGAAAAUAACAAUUGGGACGAAUUUUUAUUACCAGUAGUAUUCGCUUACAAUACUGGAAUUCAUGCAACAACUGGUUAUUCACCAUUUCAAUUACAAUAUGGCUGUGAUCCACAUUUACCUACAGAUGAACCUUCAACAUCGUUCACCUUUAACAAACCGCAAGAUUAUUAUGAACAAUUAAAAAAGAAUCUACUGAUAUUCCAACGACAAACACGUGAUAAUGUUAAUAGCCGACAACAACGAUACAAGCAUCGCUAUGAUAAACAACGUGCAGAUCCACAUUAUGAAAUUAAUGAUUUAGUAUUGAUUAAAAUUCAUGGAACAAAAACGAAAUUAGAUCCAAAAUAUUCAAUUACAUCUAAAGUGAUUAUUAAAAAACACCAUCCAAUUUAUUGGGUUAAAGAUGAAGAUACGCAGGUCGAAUCGAGAGUGCAUGUCAGUGAUAUUCGACCUAUAUUCAUUUCCAAAACAAUAUAA
Molecule: messenger RNA, 606 nt
Organism: Rotaria sp. Silwood1
Lineage: Eukaryota; Metazoa; Rotifera; Eurotatoria; Philodinida; Philodinidae
Source: the annotation of a GenBank genome assembly